Paramecium tetraurelia is the source of this 249-nucleotide messenger RNA. RefSeq lists its product as uncharacterized. NCBI's taxonomy places the organism in Eukaryota, Ciliophora, Oligohymenophorea, Peniculida, Parameciidae. The transcript is spliced from 2 exons. The record is from RefSeq and is a predicted model, not a curated record.
AUGGGAUGCACUAUAUAGAAAUAAAAGAAUAAGAAACCAACUCUUGGGUUAUCAAACUAGGAAACAGAAAUACUUUGUAAGGAAUAGUUGUAAACACCAGAUACAUUAGAUAUGUAGAGUCCUCGAUAAUAAAAUAUCAUUGUGUUAAAGAAACUACUUGCUUCUUCCAGUUUGAGUGUUGAUCAAAUCAUUAAACCGCCUUUGAAAAAGAGCUCACAUUCUAAUUUGAGCAGAAGUAGAAGGUAAUGA